AUGCUCUCCAAGCUCCUGACGGCGGUCUUGCUGUUGGCCGCCCAAGCCUACACAGCAGACGUGUCCAAGCUCUUCCACUACGAACUGGGACUCAACGGAACUGCUCAUCAAGCCGAAUUCCAGGAGCGCACCCACGCCGGAUACAGACUCACCUAUGUCAACGGGUACUACUCCCCGGAACAGAACCAGACCCUCUUCUCCAGCAUCUGGGAGAAAACAGGCGCUACCUCCGCCGUUCCCUGGAUUAGUCGACACGGCCUCACAGCUACCCAGUACAACGAUCUCUCCACCGAUCUCCGCAGCAAGAAAUACCAUCCGGUCGUCCUCAACGGGUACAACCUCCCAAACGGCGAACGCCGCUUCGUCACAAUCUGGGAGAAAUCUACCAUCGGGGUCUGGAAACAAGCGGUGGAUCUGACGAUCGACCAGCUCAAGGAAAAGGUCGCCAGCCUGGCACCACUGCGUCUCACCUCCCUCAGUGGCUACACGAUCAACAAUGAACUGCGCUAUUCGGCUACCUGGGGGGAACGCACCUCCUCGGACUGGAAGGGAGAGUGGCUCUACUAUGCCAAUGUGACCGGUGUCAUGCAGGUGGGUGUGAAUGCUGUGGAAUGGAAGCCCACAUAUCUUCAUGCGCAUUCGGUCAAUGGGGAGCCUGUGGUUGAUUCCGUUUGGGAGAGAUAUACGGGCCCGGACUAUGGUGCUCAGCUUUGGUACUAUGAGGAUAACGACACUGCGGAGGGCUACAAGACGUUUUUCAACAGCAUGACAAAACAGGGAUAUAAGCCUCGGAUGGUGACUGCGCAUUAUUCGAAGGAGUGUGGCGUGCGAUAUGUCAGUGUCUUCUCUUGA
This is a messenger RNA of Aspergillus lentulus, 852 nucleotides long. RefSeq lists its product as uncharacterized. NCBI's taxonomy places the organism in Eukaryota, Fungi, Ascomycota, Eurotiomycetes, Eurotiales, Aspergillaceae. The record is from RefSeq and is a predicted model, not a curated record.